Prorocentrum cordatum is the source of this 704-nucleotide messenger RNA. The record is from the annotation of a GenBank genome assembly. NCBI's taxonomy places the organism in Eukaryota, Dinophyceae, Prorocentrales, Prorocentraceae.
CUCGAGGGCGGGGCUCCCCGCGCGGGGGGGCCCCGCGCCGCGGCCCGGCAGCUCCGGAGCUGGCGUCUGGAGGCCAGCCGCUCGGGCGAUGGGGUGCGCGUGCGCGACGGCCGCGGGCGUGGCCGGCGGCCCCCAGAAGCGGCAGGAGCACGUCGCGGCGGCCCCGACGUCCGCGCCGGACGCGCGGGGCUCGGGCAGCAAGGCGUCGCAGCCGCCCUCGAGCGGCCCGCAGACGCAGCAGACGCCGCCCUCGCGGCGGAAGGACCCGCCGGAGCAGUCGAGUUCCUCGCCGCCAGCCAGGGUGCGUUCGGGGCGCUUGGUGCCGACGCUAGGCUCGGUGGACGAGUCCAGCAUGAUGGAGCGGCGGCGGUCCUCGGGGUCGAGAUCCUCGGGCUCCACGAGAUCCUCCACCAGCCUGUCCCCCGCGACCUCCCCCGAGCUGAACAGGCACUUCAGCCUGAUCUCGAGAUCGGCGGUCUCGGAGCCAGGAGCUACGCGAGGACGGCUACAAGGGGACAAGCGGAACGGCAACACUUAGAAGGACUCGCGGUGCGCGUCCUGACCAGCUGCCCCGCCCGUUCGCCGGGCGCGUUCUGCUUGGGCAUUGGAUCCAACUCCUCCUCCUCCCCUCCUCCUCCUCGUCCUCCUCCUCCUCUUCCUAUUCCUCUCGCUCUUCUUCCUCUUCCUCCUCCUCUUCUUCCUCC